UAUCAGUUUAUGAAUAUGCGCGUACUCGACGUGGCGAAGGCGGUGCUUUUCCCUCCCUCUUCACUACUACCAGAGAUUAGCAGUAUCACAGGCGGGCUUUUUCAUGCAGAAUUUGAACCAUACUUCUUAAAAAAAUAACCUUUAGCAUUAUUGUUGAACAUAUAGAUAAAUAGAUAAGCAUAAGCGACAUCUGUAAGACGGUUCAGAGUAAACAGAGGGCCUGCUUCCCCUCAGACACAGAUAGAGGCCACCAUGAAGCUGACGGACAAUGUGCUGCGGAGCUUCAGAGUAGCUAAGGUGUUUCGAGAAAACUCAGACAAAAUUAACUGCUUCGAUUUCAGUUCUAAUGGGGAAACUAUCAUUUCCAGCAGUGACGACGACUCGUUAGUCUUGUACGACUGCCAAGAGGGAAAACCUAAGAGGACCCUCUACAGUAAAAAGUAUGGAGUAGAUCUGAUCAGGUACACACAUGCUGCAAACACUGUGGUCUACAGCUCCAACAAGAUUGAUGAUACUAUUCGAUACCUGUCUCUACAUGACAACAAAUACAUCCGCUACUUUCCCGGACACAACAAAAGAGUGACAUCUCUAUCCAUGUCUCCUGUGGAUGACACAUUUAUCUCCGGUUCAGUAGAUAAAACAAUCAGACUCUGGGACUUGCGGUCUCCUAACUGCCAGGGUCUGAUGCACCUGCAAGGAAAGCCAGUUUGCUCCUUUGAUCCAGAGGGCCUAAUUUUUGCUGCUGGAAUAAAUUCAGAGAUGGUUAAACUUUAUGAUCUGCGGUCAUUUGACAAGGGUCCCUUUGCAACAUUCAAACUUCAGUAUGACCGGACGUGUGAGUGGACGGGACUGAAGUUCAGCAAUGAUGGAAAACUUAUCCUUAUUUCUACUAACGGCGGAGCGCUUCGCAUUUUAGAUGCCUUCAAGGGUGCUGUACUACAUUCCUUUGGGGGCUACAACAACAGUAAAGGUGUAAUACUUGAGGCGUCUUUCACCCCAGAUUCACAGUUUGUGAUGAUUGGCUCUGAGGACGGAAAGAUCCACGUGUGGAAUGCAGAGAGCGGUAUGAAGGUGGCUUUAUUAGACGGGAAGCACACAGGACCGAUCACUUGCUUGCAGUUCAACCCCAAGUUCAUGACGUUUGCAAGUGCCUGCUCAAACAUGGCAUUCUGGCUGCCCACCAUUGAUGACUAAUGAAGUGAAAGACUUCUGUUGACGACAAGAAUGAAAAUGUCCAGCAGGGGUCAGCACACGGAGCUCUGUGUGUGGAUUCCACAGGAAGUGUGGCCCAUGAAAAACAAAUUGUAAAUAAGUAGUUUGAAGAAAAAGAUGACUUGUUUAUGCCUUUUUUAUAUUUCUAUUUAACAUUAAAUCAUUUCUUUGUAAGAUG
Messenger RNA from Notolabrus celidotus (New Zealand spotty), 1390 nucleotides. RefSeq names its product WD repeat domain 82 (gene wdr82). Gene Ontology annotation, molecular function: chromatin binding; protein binding. Gene Ontology annotation, cellular component: Set1C/COMPASS complex. The transcript has 9 exons. Lineage: Eukaryota; Metazoa; Chordata; Actinopteri; Labriformes; Labridae. Bases 253 to 1194 code for a protein of 313 amino acids. The record is from RefSeq and is a predicted model, not a curated record.